Owenia fusiformis is the source of this 11912-nucleotide messenger RNA. Lineage: Eukaryota; Metazoa; Annelida; Polychaeta; Sabellida; Oweniidae. The record is from the annotation of a GenBank genome assembly.
AUGUGGAAAUAUAGUACUUUAUUAACGCUUCUUGGAUUACUUAAUGUUUUUAUGGCAUAUGGACAAGAUACAGUUAAUAGUGAUGAGCCUACGCUUCUUAAUCUUGCCACAAAUGCAGAGAUCACAGUAAAUGCUACCUGUGGUCUGGAAGGACCAGAAACAUACUGUAAACUAGUCGACCAUGUCCGUCGGAGAUUUCCAUUCAAUCUUGCACCAGAAUCUACAGCUCAUUGUAGGAUAUGUGACAACAGUACAGAUUCAACUGCCCACCCUAUAGGAUAUGCAAUAGAUGGCUCUAACAAUUGGUGGCAAAGCCCCACAUUGACCCAGGGUCGGAAUUAUGAAUGGAUUACUAUAACACUAGAUAUAAAACAGAUUUACCAAGUGGCAUAUAUCAUAGUCAAAGCUGCCAAUUCUCCGAGGCCCGGAAACUGGAUCUUAGAGCGCUCACUAGAUGGCAUAGAGUACAAACCAUGGCAAUAUUAUGCUUUAAGUGACAGCGAAUGCUGGAAUGCUUAUGGAAUUAAACCAACAAUCGGCACACCUAUUUUUACCAAAGACGAUGAAGUCAUCUGCACGUCAUAUUAUUCUAAACUAGAUCCAUUGGAAAAUGGCGAGAUUUUUACAUCACUCAUCAACGGGAGGCCGGGAAUCGCUGGAAGCACUACUCUGAAGGAAUUUACUGCUGCCCGUUUCAUCAGAUUGAGGCUACAGCGGAUCAGGACAUUGAAUGCGGAUCUGAUGACAAUAGUAACGAGUGAUCCUGCCUCUAUUGACCCAUCUGUAACCAGAAGAUAUUUUUACUCCAUCAAGGAUAUCUCGAUUGGAGGACAGUGUAUAUGUUUUGGUCAUGCUGAGGAAUGUCCUGUUGAUCAAAGGACAGGGACCCUAAGGUGCAGGUGUGAACACAAUACAUGUGGAGACAGUUGUGAGAAAUGUUGCCCUAAAUUCAACCAGAAACCAUGGCAACAAGGUAGUGCAGAGGACAGCUUUGUAUGUGAAGAAUGUAACUGCUAUGGUCACAGUGAUGAGUGCGUAUACAAUGCAACAAUUGCUGAAGAGAAGCGUAGUAUUAACAUCAGAGGAGAGUAUGAGGGAGGUGGCGUGUGCCUCAACUGUAAGCACAACACUGAUGGUCCAAACUGUGAGACGUGUAAGGAUGGUUUUUAUCGCCCAAGUAGGGUGCCCCUGAGCUCCCCUGAUGCAUGUGCCUGGAGAUGUAACUGUCCGAUGGAGGGCUCCACUGGAUCAUGCAUCAAAGAUGAUACCAGAAUCAAUGAAGGCCUGAACCCAGGAGAUUGCAUCUGUCGGGAGGGGUAUGCAGGAAAAGGCUGUGAUCGUUGUGCUCCCGGAUUUCGGGGAUUCCCCAACUGUGAGCCAUGUCCCUGCAACCGAGCAGGAAGUCUCAAUUUUGAUACUUGUGAUGGUGUUUGCAGAUGCAAGGCCAAUGUGUAUGGAGAAAAAUGUGACAAAUGUCUCCCUGGAUAUUUCAACCUAGAUGCCUCAAACCCUGAUGGUUGUACAGCUUGCUUUUGCUUUGGAAUCACUAAUGUAUGCACGGAGUCUGAUCUUCAAAAAGACAAGGAAGACAAGUUGAGUGGCUGGGUUGUGACAGAUGGGUUCAGAGAUGGCUAUGCUAUACCCAGGAAGACAGAUGACUAUGUUUAUUUUACCAAAGAUGACUUAGUGAAUACACCGGUCCAGAACAAAAGCCUCUUCUACUGGCAUGCCCCUAGAGAGUACCUAGGAAACAAGCUUUCAUCCUAUGGAGGAGACCUGACAUAUAAGAUCCAUUACACAAUAGAUGAAACAUUCCCCAACCUCACUGCAUUGGCUGAUGUAGAUGUGAUCCUCAUGGGUGGUGGAGGUGAGGGUGGCCCAUUUCCUCCAGGGGCUGAGGGUUCAUCCAUAUGGAUCGGUUCAGGAGGGUGUUCCUUUGUGGAAAACCAUGAUCAUGAAAACACGGUAAAUCUCACUGAGAGCAAGUGGCAGAUCAUUGACCCGUCAACGGGAUUCAGGACGUCAGGGGUUCUCAAGGAAGACUUUAUGGGUGUACUGACCAACCUUCGGGCGAUGUUAAUCCUGGCCACAUACCAUACAGCACAAGUUGAAUCAAGACUAUUGUCCGUUGAGUUUGACACAACCAGAGAGGCCAUUGAUGGAGAUGACUCUAACAGGAUGACCUCAGCUGAGAUUUGUGAAUGUCCACCUGGAUAUGUAGGAGACUCUUGUGAGAGCUGUGCUGAAGGUUACAGAAGGAUUGAGAACAGGCUAUUUGAGGGAAUCUGUGAACCAUGUAUGUGCAACAACCACUCAAGGAGCUGUGAUGCCUACUCUGGAGAAUGUUCAGACUGCGCUGACCAUACUACUGGCAAACAUUGUGAUGAGUGUGCCUUAGGCUUCUAUGGAGACCCUACCAGAGGUGGUAAUGAUGACUGCCUUCCGUGUGCUUGCCCUCUCUUCGAACAGUCCAACAAUUUUGCUGAAGUUUGUGUGCUGAAUGUGGGCCCUGCAGCUGGUGAUGGUGAUUCGUAUACAUGUAUUGAUUGCCCCGAUGCCUAUGCUGGUCCACACUGUGAACAGUGUGCUGAUGGCUAUUUUGGAGAUCCAUUAGUUAUUGGUGACUUUUGUCGUCCUUGCGAGUGCAGCGGAAACGUCGACCUCCACGCUGUCGGGAACUGUGAUCGUGAAAGUGGCCAGUGUCUCAAGUGUAUAGGCAACACAGAAGGAUUCCAUUGUGAGAAAUGUGUGGCUGGAUAUUUUGGAACAGCAUAUGGAUUGAAUUGUACAGAGUGUGCUUGUAAUCCCCAUGGCUCUACGGACAGUGUAUGUGACAUUGAGGAUGGACAGUGUACAUGUAAACCUCUCUUUACUGGCAGAGACUGCGGAAGAUGUGAGGAUGGCUUUGGUAAUGUUGAGGAGGGCUGCCUGGCAUGCGAGUGUAGCAAGAUGGGGUCAACAUCUGACCUUUGUGACCCUGUCUCUGGUCAAUGUCCUUGCAAACAUGGGGUGAAUGGAAUGAAAUGUGAGGAGUGCCAAACAGGAUAUUUUGGAUUCACCGAGGCUGGCUGUGAGAGUUGUAACUGUUAUGCUCAAGGCACAAACAAUAGCAAUUGUGAUGUCAUAACAGGACAAUGUGAAUGUUUGCCUAAUGUUGAGGGAGCCAUGUGUGACACUUGUAAGGUGAACCAUUAUGGUAUAGAACAGGGUCAAGGUUGUGAGGCAUGUAUGUGUGACCCAGUGGGAUCAAUGACACAACAGUGUAAUGACACUACAGGCCAGUGUCAGUGUAAACCAGGUGUCACAGGCAGACAGUGCGAUCGUUGCGCCAAUGGCUACUUUGGACUAAGUGAAAAUGGAUGUGAAGAAUGUCCAGUGUGUCUUGCCCCUGGGCAAGUAUGUGAUCCUGAGACUGGCGAAUGUGUGUGUCCCCCUUACACCAUAGGAGAUAUGUGUGAGGACUGUGAUUUAGGGGCCUGGGGUCAUGACCCAAUUGAUGGAUGCAAGCCUUGUAACUGUGACCCAACUGGCUCAACCAGCAAUGAUUGUGACUUACUCACAGGGAAGUGUGAAUGCAAUAAACGAUUCAGUGGAGACAAGUGUGAUGAAUGCAAGUUUGGCCACUUUAAUUUCCCAGAAUGUAAACCAUGUCAUUGUAAUGAGGCUGGGACUGAUCCAAGGACGUGUGAUGAACAGGGCCAUUGUGGGUGUAGCCAGGAUUUGGGUCUUUGUACUUGUAAGGCUAAUACAGAGGGGAAGAAAUGUGGCCAUUGUAAGGAAGGCUAUUAUAACAUUGCUGCCAACAAUCCUGAAGGAUGUAUGGCCUGUUUCUGCUUUGGCAAGUCCAACAUCUGCAGUCAAGCUCCUUAUAGUUGGGUACAGGUUGAAGCCCCAGGUCAGGGGAUCACCCAUAAUGAAGAUGCAGAGUCUGUGAUCAUUCUGCGCCCUGGCCCAGGACUACCUGUGGUUAACCCAGGCACUAAGAGUGUGAGAAUAGAGUCUGUGGGUGGAGGGAUGAAGCCUGUGUAUUGGAGCCUGCCUCAGCAGUUACUUGGAGAUAAGAUCAUAUCCUACAAUGGUAAACUGAGGUUCACUAUUCGUUACUCUAAUCUGCCGGGUAUUAAUGAUACCGUUCAGUCCAUUUUCCCAUUGGUCCAGCUGGUGGGUAAUAACCGCAUCUACUUGGAGUAUUAUAUCAAUAACACCCUGGCACCUGAUGCUGAUAUCACAUUUGAGGUGCCCUUACAUGAGGACCAGUGGUUUACAAAUGGUACAUACUCUGUAAAAAGGGUACCAGUAAGCAGGGCCACACUGAUGGCUGCCCUUCAGAAUGUCCAGGCAAUACUUGUUCGAGCUACUGAAGCACCACCUGUCCUCUCAGCUGAGAUCCGUGAUAUAUCUCUGGAUGUUGCCAUGGCAACCAAUGGUACCCCUAAUGCUCUAGGGGUUGAGAUGUGCACCUGUCCCCCAGAAUACACUGGACUCUCCUGUCAGGAUCCAGCUGAUGGCUAUUUCCGCAAGCCUUCAGAUAACGCCACAGCACCUGAAGAUCUGAUUGGCUCUAGUGAAAAGUGUCAGUGUAAUGGCCACAGCAAGCUGUGUGAUAAAGAGACAGGAGUCUGCUAUGAUUGCCAACACCUGACCUCAGGCGACCAUUGUGAGAAGUGUAUAGAUGGUUACUAUGGUGACACAUCUUCGGGGCGCAAUGAUUCUUGUAAACCAUGUGCCUGUCCUCUCUUUGACUCAAGUAACAACUUCAGUCCGACGUGUGAACUUAACGAAGCUGGUACAGAUUAUGUGUGUAAUGCCUGCCCUGAGGGUUAUACAGGUGACAAGUGUGAACGUUGUGCUGAUGAUUACUAUGGUGACCCCACCACUGUGGGUGGCUCCUGCAUACCCUGUCUGUGUAACCCAGAGGGCUCGUUCAGUGGAAUGUGUGAUAAUGUCACGGGACAGUGCGAGUGCUUUGAAGGAGUGCUGGGACGAGCAUGUGACGAGUGUGAAGAAAGAUAUGCAGUUGAUGAAGGAGCAUGUGUUUCUUGUGAUGAGGGAUGUACUUCUGAAUUGAUGGAAGCCAUUGAUGAGUUAGAAUACAACAUGACUGCCAACAAUCUUGAUGGUGUUGCACUGUUACCAUGGGAACGAAUGUUUGCUGCCCAGAAUUUGUCAGUGAGGAUAAGAAAAACUCUGGAUGCAGCCAAGUUUGUUGGUGUGGGAGAUUUAGGUGCACUCGUUGCAGAGGCGAAAGAAGAUUCAGAAGCACUCCUUAACAAGAGUAGAAUUAUGCGGGGAGAAUCCUUAAAGAAUGCUCUAGAUGGCCAGAGGCUAGCAAAUGAAUCGAUGUCAAUAUUUAACGAUGUCAACAAGAUGGAUGCAGAAAUGAGAGCUUCUGUUGAGGAAGCUGUAGGACUAGUGAAUGCACAGUUGAAGAACCAGAGCAAGAGUCUGUUUGACCUGACUAAGGCACUAGGAGAAGCAGAAAUGAUUCUCGAUGAGAUUGUUCAGCGAAAUUUCUUCCCAGAUGAAACUGAUGCGAACACUGAACUCAAAGCAGCCCAGCAAGCACUGAAAGAUGUACAGAAUGUACUAGGCACAGUGGACAACCUAGAUUUGGAAGGAGUGAAGCAACGAAACAACGUCAUCUUAGACAAAAUUAAUGACCUGAAACAACACAUAGCAGAGUCAAAUAACAACAGUAUGGUCACUCAAUUGAUGACUCAGCAGAAUAAGCGCAAUCUUGGGAUGCUUCAGGAUAUGGUUGAACAAAUUAAUAAUGACUCAGCAAUGGUCCGCGGUGUGCUGGAUAUGGCAAAAGAGCUCAAUGAAAAUGCAGCGGAUAUGUUGUGGAAUAAUGCUAGUAAGGCAUAUGAAGAGUCACGUGUGAUGAGCAAUGAGUUGGUAGAGUUGUCCAAGGCGUUGUUUGAGAAGGGAGGACUGCUUAAACAGAACAUUCCUAAGAUGAGAGAGAGGGUGCAAGAGGCACAGAACCACUCUGCUAACUUGGAAAAAUAUGCAGAUGAGCUUGCUGACUUUUUCAAGCCAACAAAGGAUGCAGCCGUAGAUUCCCUUGCCGCAGCCAGUGUUUAUGUUAACAUCAUUAAAGCUAUAAACGAAUCUGAGGCAGCUGCUAAUGAUGCAAAGGAUGCUUCUGAUUUCUCACAUGAUCAGGCAAUGAUGCAACCAGAAGGUACCAUUAGAGAACAAGCAGCAAAAGCUCUGCAGAGGAGUAAAGACAUGAUGACUAAUGCAAGUGCUCAUCUUAAUGCCACAGAAGAUUUCAGUGAGAGGCUGGUCACUGCAGAAGAGAACCUGGCUGUUGUUGACAAGACCACAAAGAAUGUUAAGGUUGAGGUGGACUAUGUCAAUGAUGAAAUGGACAAACUCAAUGAAACAAAUGGCCUCAGUGUCAUAUUGGGAGAUGUUAAACUGAAUGCUGAAGAUAUCAUGGAGAGAUCUGAUGACAAGAUUGCAACAGUUGACAAUAUCACCAAUGACAUGGAGAAGCAAUGGAAACCAAAGCUGGACCUUCUGAAGAACAUUGACAUUGGAGGAUUUGAUGAGAUGGAGGAAACAGUGAUUGAUGCUGUGAAGAAGUUCAACAAAGCCAAGAAUAUCACCAAAGAUCUUGAAGAGAAAGCUGAAACAAUGGGCAUCCUGAACAACAAGAUUAACAAGAAUAUAAUGCAGUUGAAAGACAGAAUCAUGCAGGCCAGACAACAGGCCAACACUAUCAAGACAUCAAUCGCAGCCAGUGGAUCAUGUGUAAGGGCCUAUAAGCCAGACAUCAGGCCAAGUACAUCCAACACAAUCAGUAUGCACUUCAAGACCAACACUUCAAGCACUGACAUGUUGCUGUUUUAUAUCCAAAGCAACAAAGCUGGCGAAGAAUUGGACUACAUGGCUAUAGAGCUACUGAACAAGAAGGUCAGGUUUAUGUUUGACAAUGGAGCAGGCUCUCAGAUACUGGAACAUCCACUGGAGAUUGAAAAUGCAAAUUAUGAAGACAUCAAUGAGAAUGCUCAGUGGUACCGCAUAGAAGCCAACAGGUUCACUAAUGUUGGAACCUUGAGUGUACGCAAGAUGUCUACACCUGAAGAUGAACAACAAACAGUAACUGGUACUGCUCCCCCCACCUACACUAGGAUGGACAUAGACUCUGAUGGAUUGUUCUACAUUGGUGGUGUACCAAAGGAUUUCAGUCUUCCUUCCACAUUGAAAAGCAACACUUUCAUUGGUUGUAUUGGCGAUGUCACAAUGGAUGGUAAAACUAUAGGUCUAUACAACUUCCGAGAGGUCGAGGGUCAAAACUCAUGUGGCGGAUGCACAACUGUACCAUCGUCUGAUGCCGGGACGUCAAAUACCUACCAGUUUGAUGGAACAGGUUAUGUGACAAUGCCGCCAUUCCAGAGAUUCCGUGCUGAUACUUUAGGUAUCAAAUUGGAGUUCAGGAGUUUCUGGGAUGAUUCCUUGUUGUUCUUUGCGGGAAAUGAGGCAAACAGGAACUUUGCAUCAUUACAAUUGAUAGAUGGUCGCGUGAAGUUUCACUAUAACUUUGGGGAUGGAUCAUAUGGUGAGAUGAUAACUGAGAAAAGAUACAACACCAACGAAUGGGUCAAGGUAGUUGCAUCAAGAAAGGGCUCUAAAGGUCAACUUACAGUGGGUGAUGAGGUGAUAGGAGGAGAUACAACUGGUGAGGCAACAGAUCUUGAGAUUUCGACAGCAGAUCUCUACUUUGGUGGUAUCUCUCUCAAUGUGAAGGAUGCACAAUUCAAUGUGACAGCGAUGAGUUUCCUUGGGUGUAUGAGGGAUAUAUCAGUGACCUCUAGGGGAUUGACUGCUCUCAAUCUACUCAACGGCAAGUACAUAGGCAUGCAGUCUGGCUGUAGAGAUAAAUCAAGAGUAGUUGGAUUCCCUGGCACUGGGUUCCUUGAGAUUCCUGGAGAAGACUUACCAAAGGAUGCAACCAUAUCACUUACAUUCCAGACGUACCAACCAGAUACAAUACUGAUGGUCUCAAAGCCUGUACCAGAGGGGGAUAACUUCUACAUAGCACUUAGGGAUGGCUAUGCAGUGGCAACCUUUAACCCAGGAACAGGCCAGUUUGGCAUGGGAACAAGCAAACGUUAUAAUGAUGGAGAGUUACACACUUUGUCUGUAGUGAAGCAACGUAGACAGAUCCAGCUGAUAAUAGAUGACCAGUGGGUCGGCAAUGCAUUCAUCCCAAGGAAAGGUGACAACAAGAUCUCAGGGGACCCUGAAAAAGGUCUAUAUAUAGGUGGAGUUCCCCAAGACUGGCCUGCAGGAAAUGUGAUUCCUGACACAGCACAACCUUUCAGAGGAUGUAUACGAGAUGUUGUCAUUAAUUCAAAGAUGAAAUACUUGGAGAACGCAGUUAGUUUUGAGAAAGCAGAUGUGGGCAGAUGUCAGAGUUUAGAAUAUGGCUUCAAUGAGACCUUGCCAGCCCCUGCUCCCACCGGUCCCACACUUACAACUGCUGCCCCUGUCACUGUGACCACUGCACCCUCUAUAUUACCAAUCAUAGACAGGACAACAGAACAACCAGCAACUGAGCCCCCAAGGUCAUGUAUUGUGCCAGUUGAAGAUGGCAUCUAUACUGUGGAUCCCAUUGCAGUUGCCUUAGGUCUAAAGAACAGCCAUGCACAGAUUAAUGUCCGCAGAUCCAAAGUCAGAAAAGAUUUCAAUGUGACUGUUGAGUUCCGUACAUACUACAAGAAUGGUCUGAUAUUUUACGUCACCAAUGAUGAGCAGUCUGAGUUUGUUGCUGUUCAAAUUGUUGAUGGCCAGAUAGUUCUGUUAUUUAGUGACAAGGAAGGCAGGACUAACUCUAUAUCGAGUCAGAAAGGCAUGGAUGAUGGAAAAUGGCACCAGCUUGUAAUGAAGAAAAAUCGCACAAUAGUGACACUAAAAGUUGAUAAUGGUGCAGAAAAGCAAGACAAAAUUGCUAGGAAGAUAGAUGUUCAAGCGCCCAUGUAUGUGGGAGGUCUUCCAGAGAUUUAUGAGCUUAGAUCUGGUUUGGAACCUGAGAGCUUCAAGGGCUGUAUGCGCAAGUUUGUGCUGAAUGACGAAAAGAUAGAUCUAGCCAAUUCUAAGUCAAUCAUGGGUAUAGGAUCUUGUUAUGAGACCACAGAGAAAGGAGUCUAUUUCAAUGGAGAUGCCUAUGCUAUAUAUAGAGAGAACUAUAAUGUUGGUACAGACUUCAUGAUCAAGCUUGAAUUCCGUACACACAAACAGAAUGGAAUUCUACUGUCUAUAUCCUCCCCCAGUGGAACUCCUGCACUGGCUCUAAGUCUACACAAUGGAAAGAUAAUGUUCAGCAUGACAAACAAGAAUGGCAAGUUCAGUGCCACGUCAAACAUGACGACACCAUAUGCUUUGUGUGACAGCCGUUGGCACCAAGUGAUAGCUCAAUUCAGUGGGGAUCGACUAGUGCUCAAAGUUGAUGACGGCAAAUCAGUUGUUACCAUGGAUACAAAUGGAGAUGUUCCUUCAUUGGACACUUCUGACCUCCUGUUUUUCGGAGGCUACCCAGUAUUCUCUGAGCCUCAGGGGGCAACUGAGUCGAAUGAAUACUUUGAGGGCUGUAUGAAGAAUGUGGAGGUGAAUGGAGAGGAGGCUGAUUGGUAUAAUAUGUACCAACUGGUGGAUGUGCAUCUCAGCUCCUGUCCAAUCAGAUAACAAAACACCAUGUCCAGUCAGAUGACAUCACCAACAAAUUGUCCAAUCAAAUAAAAGCACAAAAACAUUGACCAAUCAGAUAACAGUACAAAAAACAAUGGCCAAUUAAAUAAUUCCAGAUCCAGGAUGUGAUAUACUAACGUUUAGAUUGUGCUUGUUUAUCAGUUCAUAGAUUUGAAAAAAGGAGAAUAUGGAAAAAUAACUUUUGGUAAAACAUACGUUGAUCAUAUCUGAUUCAACUUUAAUUGAUUGCAUUUUUCACAAUUGUCUUGGGGCAGCUGUGAAUUCUAUAUAUCUACCUCACCUGAUAAUACUGGCAUUUACAUAUGUUGUCGUUUUAUAUAAAGCAAUCUUAUAAAUAGUAGUUUAAUGAAGUCCUAUACAGUUCAGAUCAAAAUUAGACUGAGGAAGUUAUAACAUUGUAUAUUUGGCCCAUUGAACUCGAAGUUCUAAGGUUGUAGAUUUGAACCACUGAACUUCAGUUGAUUUUGACUUGCACUGCUUAGAUACAUUACCCUGUUAGUUGUAGGUUGCAGAAGAGGUUAUAAAGUUCUUAGUAUUUAUACAUAGUUGGUUAGUAAUAUAUGGGUUUGGGUCAAAACAUUGACAUCUUGCAAGACAUGAUUGUGUACAAUAUGGGAAGGGCUAAAUCCCAUUCUGUUUUGUUUCAACAUCAAAAAUGUUGUUUUUUGAAAGAUCUUGAUCUAUUGACCAUGCCCCAUGUAAUUUUAGUUUUAGCUUUUGGUCUAGGAAAUGUUCCUUUUUAGAGACAUUAAGAUCACACACAGCACAUGAGGUUGUUGAGUCCCAUCAUGCAUUUGUAACCAGACUCCAUUUAAGGAACACUUUUGUUCACAGAUCACAGGAGGGAAAGUCCCAAUGCAUUUUGGGAUAAAUUUUGUGAUCUCUAAUAUUAUCAUAACUAUAUAUAGUUUGUACAUUAGAAGAUGUUCAUUUUGUUUAUUUUAUACUCUGAUAGAUAAUAUAGGAUGUAUAUGUUUUAAACCAUUUUAUAGUCAUUCCAAAGUAUUGCAAUGUACAAUUUGAUGCUAUGCUGAAACUGUGUAGUAAGCAGUCCACUCCAUGGUGCUAUUAUUAUAUAAAGUGGGCUCUUGUACAUUUUCCAUUAUACAUGCAUGUUAUUUUACUUUAACUGACAAUUAAAAACUUACAACCUCAAUGCAUGAUAGUUAAAUACCUCCUUUGAUAACAAGUUUUCCUUUCCUUAAUAUUUUAUUUAAAUUGUUGUGUAAAAGUAUUGGAAGGGAUUAUGUUGUUUUGAUGCUUUUUCACCUUAUGGUAUUUUUUGUAUGUUUGUAAACAAAUUGUGGUCAAUUAUUUCAUUAUUCAGUAAAUAUGAAAGAAUUAGUCAUAUUAAAUUUUACAAUGUAAAAUGUUUUAGUUGGUAUUUCAAUCUUAGAUUUAAGAAUGAAGCGAUGAAAUUGUGUUUUGCUUGUAUGAAAGUUUUUCACGUGUGUUUCCCAGGCACAUAUCAGUAGGAUUAGAAUAUCUGUAUAAUAUGUGUAGUUGAUUAUUUUAACAUAUCCAAACUGUCUCCUAUGUAUACUUAUGUAGAAAAUUGAGUCUAUUGAAAAAUGCACUGAUAUUGUACAAUGGAUUUCUCUUGACAUUCAGAACUAUCUGGAUAUCCUAAUAUCCCGAUUCUACAAUAUGUCAACCUUUUUCCUUUCCAGAAACUGAAGCGAAACUGAUAUUUUAUAAACAAAAUAAGCAUUGUAUCGUUAUCCGUGGAUUUUUUAAAGACUCAAUGUUGCGCAUCCAUGAAGGGAGAUCAUGUUAGAAACCAGAUGUUUCCACUUAUUUAGCAUUCAAAACAUUGUUUAUAUUACUCAUGUAGUAUAUUUAUUAAAUCAUUUUGUAUAUAAGUACAUUUAUUCAUACUUUCACACAGUUUCAUACUAGGCCCUUUCAAUUAGCGAACACAUGUAUUCCAUAUUUAGAACUAUAACUAUAAUUUGAAAAUCCAUUAGCCUUAAUAUAAGGCCCAUAGCCAGAACUGAAAAUGACAGAAACAUUUUUUGAAAAGCACAUGUUAUAUUUUAUUUACAUUUUGUAUAUAGAUUUUUAUCAUUUUUGAUCCAAAAAAGCUACAGUUUUUUAGAAUUUUUUUUAACUUUGUCAUGUUCUGGCUGUGGUGCUGCUCUUGCAUCAAGUCCUGCUAUUAGAGCCAUCUAUAUUUAUUUACCCUUAGCGAA